CGUCAGCUCCGCACGGCCAGCAGCUCGCUGAUACUAGCUGGCUGCCGCCGCCUCUCCCUCCAAGGAACCGGGCCGGGAGCGGAUCCGCGAGCCGUCGCCGCCGCCAUGGGGAACCGUGUUUCGCGGGAAGACUUCGAGUGGGUCUACACCGACGAGCCCCACGCCACUCGGCGCAAGGAGAUCCUGGCAAAGUAUCCAGAGAUAAAGUCCUUGAUGAAGCCAGACCCCAACCUGAUAUGGAUCGUCAUCAUGAUGGUUCUCACCCAGCUGGUGGCAUUUUACUUAGUAAAGGACUUGGACUGGAAGUGGGUCCUGUUUUGGGCAUACGCCUUUGGCAGCUGCAUUAACCACUCAAUGACUCUGGCCAUUCAUGAAGUUUCUCACAACAGCGCCUUUGGCCACUGCAGAGCCAUGUGGAACCGCUGGUUUGGAAUGUUUGCUAACCUUCCUAUCGGCGUCCCGUACUCCAUUUCCUUUAAGAGGUAUCACAUGGAUCACCAUCGCUACCUCGGAGGUGACGGCAUUGACGUGGACAUUCCAACUGAUUUUGAAGGCUGGUUCUUCUGUACCACUUUCAGAAAGUUUAUGUGGGUUAUUCUUCAGCCUCUUUUUUAUGCUUUUCGACCUCUGUUCAUCAACCCCAAACCAAUUACUCACCUGGAAAUUAUCAAUACUCUGGUCCAGCUCACAUUUGACGUGAUCGUUUACUAUGUUUUGGGAAUUAAAUCUUUAGUCUACAUGUUGGCAGCAUCAUUACUUGGUCUAGGUUUGCAUCCGAUCUCUGGACAUUUUAUAGCUGAACAUUACAUGUUCUUAAAGGGACACGAAACUUACUCGUAUUACGGGCCUCUGAACCUGCUCACCUUCAACGUGGGCUACCACAACGAGCACCACGACUUCCCCAACAUUCCCGGGAAGAACCUCCCGCUGGUGAGGAAGAUAGCAGCCGAGUACUACGACCACCUGCCUCACUACAAUUCCUGGAUAAAAGUCCUGUAUGACUUUGUGGUGGAUGAUACAAUCAGUCCCUAUUCGAGAAUGAAGAGGCAUCAGAAAGGCAAGGUGGAACUGGACUAAAUGUCGUCACGAUCAAAGGAAUUCCUCUCUGACACUUCACAGCAGCCGACAAGGUGGGAUUUUGGCAUCAUUCAGCGAAGACCAGCGGUGUUUAGAAGCUGUCCUCGUACGGUUUCCCACGAGCCCCCGCGGCAUCAGGAAGCUGUCCGGCUGGCCACGGCCGGCGUGGCCGUGUGCACUCCGCCUUCUCACGGGAGCGUGGCCGCCGUGUCCUCGCUGUCCAGGAGGCUGUCCGGCAUCUUGUAAGCAUAUCAUUCAAAAAGCUUUUACAAAGCUACUUCUCGUAUAUUAUUUUCACUAUAAAGUCGUACUUUAUUAAAACAGCUAAUAACCUGAGCAAUUAGUCAAAAUAAAUAGUAUUUAUCACA
This is a messenger RNA of Artibeus jamaicensis (Jamaican fruit-eating bat), 1445 nucleotides long. It is a transcript of the gene DEGS1, whose product is annotated as delta 4-desaturase, sphingolipid 1. Lineage: Eukaryota; Metazoa; Chordata; Mammalia; Chiroptera; Phyllostomidae. Gene Ontology annotation, biological process: ceramide biosynthetic process. Gene Ontology annotation, molecular function: sphingolipid delta-4 desaturase activity. The coding region runs from base 106 to 1077 and encodes 323 amino acids. The transcript is spliced from 3 exons. Gene Ontology annotation, cellular component: membrane. The record is from RefSeq and is a predicted model, not a curated record.